Dunckerocampus dactyliophorus (ringed pipefish) is the source of this 3554-nucleotide messenger RNA. It is a transcript of the gene hdac6, whose product is annotated as histone deacetylase 6. Gene Ontology annotation, cellular component: histone deacetylase complex. Bases 99 to 3377 code for a protein of 1092 amino acids. The record is from RefSeq and is a predicted model, not a curated record. Gene Ontology annotation, molecular function: zinc ion binding; histone deacetylase activity. The transcript has 30 exons. NCBI's taxonomy places the organism in Eukaryota, Metazoa, Chordata, Actinopteri, Syngnathiformes, Syngnathidae. Gene Ontology annotation, biological process: chromatin organization.
CUCGGUUGUGACGUCAUUUUAGUGCGACUGCCCUUACGAUUGGCGCUCAGUGGUGUAACUAAAAAAUACUGUCAAAAAUACUGUCAGGAGGGUUAGAGAUGUCCUCUGGACCAGAUCUUCCAAAAUCAGCAUGCGGACUCAAGUCAGUCAGGAGAUCUCCUCGUCUGUCCCCUCAGGUUGCUCAUGGAGGUGGGGUUCAAGGAGACAAACAGAGGAUAAAAGGAGGCAACCUGAAGGAGGUGAAGAAGAAAGGGAGGAUGGCGAGGAGCCAGGAAGAGCGAGACAAGGAGCUGCAAGUCCAACUGCAGAAGCUUGACCUAUCUAGCAGGGCAUCUGCUACUGGGACAGGUCUGGUGUACUCUGAGACCUUCACUUGUCAUCAAAACCUGUGGGAUGCCAGUCAUCUAGAGAGUCCUGACAGAGUGAUGUCCAUCAUGGAGGAGCUGGACAGACAAGAACUGUUGUCCCGCUGUGUUCGAGUACAGGCCAGAGCAGCCACAGAUGAAGAGCUGCUACUUGUGCACACGAAAGAUUACAUUGGGCUGAUGAAGUCCACUCAGACGAUGUCCAAGACAGAAUUACAUAAUCUUUCUGACAAAUAUGAUUCUGUCUAUUUCCAUCCCGAGACCUUCCAGGUGUCCAUAUUGGCAGUCGGUUCAGUGCUCCAGUUGGUAGACCAGGUGUUGACGUCUCACCUCAGGAACGGAUUUGCUGUUGUCAGGCCUCCAGGACAUCACGCUCAGGCUAACAAGCCCAAUGGCUUUUGCUUUUUCAACAACAUAGCCAUUGCUGCUCGUUAUGCACAAAUGAAGCACAAAGUGAAGAGGGUGUUGAUCGUGGACUGGGACAUUCAUCAUGGUCAAGGUGUCCAGUAUGUUUUUCAAGACGACCCCAGCGUGGUGUACGUGAGCAUGCACAGGUUUGAGCAGGGAGCGUUCUGGCCUCACCUUCCUGAGUCAGACAGUAGUUUUGUGGGUGGUGGCCCCGCUGAAGGACGAAACAUCAACCUGCCCUGGAACACACUAGGAAUAGGCGACGCCGACUACGUGUGCGCUUUCCAGCGACUGCUGCUGCCUGUUGCCUACGAGUUUCACCCGGAGCUGGUCCUGGUCUGCGCUGGUUUCGACGCUGCACUCGGGGAUCCAAAGGGCCAGAUGUGCGUGAGUCCUCAGUGUUUCCACACACUGACUCACAUGUUGAUGUCUUUGGCGGAAGGCCGGCUCAUUCUCGCUCUGGAGGGAGGUUAUAACCUGCAGGCAACCGCAGAGGGUGUGGCUGCCUGUGUUCAAGCUCUUGUGGGAGGAGCCUGUGCCCCAAUGACUCCACCUACUGCUCCAUCUGACAGUGCCCUGAAGUCAAUCUCUGAGACCAUCUCAGCUCUUUAUCCAUACUGGACCUCCUUGCAAGUACUGGAGGGGGAAGGGCUUGCUGAGGGGCUUGUCAUCAGAGCAGCAGCCAAAGAGGAGAAAUUGGAGAGUCCUUCCCUGCCUGUUGUUAUGACAACGGGCCUGGUGUACGACGAGAGGAUGAUGGAGCAUCUCAACAUGUGGGACAGGCAUCAUCCUGAACAGCCUCAAAGAAUCUUCAAGAUCUUCUCCAAGCAUCAGCAACUCGGACUUGUGGACCGCUGUCGACGCAUCGCAGCUCGCUUCGCCACCGAGGAGGAGCUCUCCAUGUGUCACACUGCAGACCACAUCCAGCAAAUGAAGUCCACAUCCACGAUGAAGGCCAGAGAUCUGCACAAGCUGGGACAGGAAUACAACUCCAUCUACAUCAACAAUCAGAGCUUUCAGUCGGCCCUGCUGGCUGCUGGAAGCUGCUUCAAUAUUCUGGACCACAUCCUGACUGGACAGGUGAGGAAUGGCGUGGCCAUUGUGCGUCCUCCAGGUCAUCAUGCAGAAAGAGACUCUGCAUGUGGCUUUUGUUUCUUCAACACAGCAGCUCUCGCCGCUCGCUACGCUCAGAAGGUCUCCCAGCAUGCACCUGUGCGUGUGCUUAUCCUGGACUGGGAUGUUCACCACGGCAAUGGCACCCAGCACAUGUUUGAGGACGACAGCAGCGUCCUCUACAUUUCCCUCCAUCGCUAUGACAACGGAACCUUCUUCCCAUCCUCGGAGGAUGCCGCUCCUGGCAGGGUCGGCAUGGCCGAGGGGGCGGGCUUCAAUGUCAACGUAGGGUGGAGUGGUGGGCGAAUGGGAGACUCUGACUAUCUUGCCGCCUUCCACCACAUCGUCAUGCCCAUUGCCUCUGAGUUUAACCCCAGUGUGGUGCUGGUGUCAGCUGGAUUUGAUGCUGCGCGGGGAGACCCUCUUGGCGGAUACCAUGUGACCCCAGAGGGCUACGCCCACCUCACGCACAUGCUGAUGUCACUGGCUGGGGGGCGGGUCUUGCUCAUACUGGAGGGCGGUUACAACUUGACGUCCAUCUCUGAGUCCAUGGCCAUGUGUACAAGCGUGUUGCUCGGUGACCCGCCGCCUUCACUCCUGAUGCCGCUGCCCCCACCUCACCAUGGUGCCGUGACAGCCAUCAAUGAGGUCAUCCGGUACCACGCCCCCUACUGGAAGUCACUGAGGAUACGCAUCCCAGACUCCGUCCGAGCAGCCGUACCUUCCUCGAAGACUCAUGGGAAACGGAGUAGUCAAGGCAAAGGCAGGAAGUCAAGACAGAGCAGUCCAGACAAACCACCGCUGUCUCCUGUGGCGCUGGAGAACACAAGCGCCCAGUGCAAUCUGGACCAGCUCACACAGGAAUUGGCCACUUUGGACAUUGGUCACACCUCAGCCACUUCCACUCCAGUGGCCAGGUCCAGAGUCCACUGUAACGAGUACGCAAAGGAGGAGUCAAGUCCAGUGUCUCCUGAGCAGCGUCAAUCAGCAGAGAGCUUGCAGCCUCGGGACGAUGCCGCAGCACCAGUAAAGGUUGCCCUGGGAGACGACGCUACGGCAGGGGAGGGGCCAGAGCCAGAGGGAGCGUUUGGUUGGUCCAAGCCUCAGGGAACUCUGGAGCUGAUGUGUGGAGCUGAGAUGGGCGGAGCCACCAUGUAUGUGGUGGACCCUCUGUCCUGGUGUCCUCACCUGGAUGCUGUCAAGCCCCUCCCCCCCUCGGGUAUUGAUGUCUUAUUGCCCUGUCAGGACUGCGGCUCGGAGGUGGAGAACUGGAUUUGUCUCACCUGCUACCAGGUGUCAUGCGGCCGCUACGUGAACGAGCACAUGUUGAUGCACGGUGUGAUGUCACAGCAUCCUCUGGUGCUGAGCUUCUGUGACCUCUCCGUGUGGUGUUAUGUGUGUGAGGCCUAUGUGCACAAUCAGGUCGUAUUUGAUGCCAAGAACGCAGCCCACAGCGCCAAGUUUGGAGAGGAGAUCCCGCCCUGGAGUUAGGGCGGGUUAAGGGGAGGACAUGAAGGCAUCAUCAACACAACUCACAACAUUUCUAAACCAUUUUAUUGUUAUCAUGUUUUUUUCUUAUCAUUAUUGUGUUUUUUGUUGGUCAGACAUUGAGGAGGCCUGUUUGUUGUGCAAUACUGUUUCUGUAUCAACAUUAAAACAUGAAGAUUA